Messenger RNA from Microsporum canis CBS 113480, 1314 nucleotides. Its product is annotated as saccharopine dehydrogenase. Gene Ontology annotation, molecular function: saccharopine dehydrogenase activity. NCBI's taxonomy places the organism in Eukaryota, Fungi, Ascomycota, Eurotiomycetes, Onygenales, Arthrodermataceae. The transcript has 6 exons. The record is from RefSeq and is a predicted model, not a curated record. Gene Ontology annotation, cellular component: cytoplasm. Bases 1 to 1314 code for a protein of 437 amino acids.
AUGUCUUCCUCAAUUGAAGGUCGUAAAGUGCUUCUGCUUGGAAGUGGCUUCGUCACCAAGCCUACUAUCGACGAGCUGAGCAAGGCCGGUGUCCUUCUCACCGUUGCUUGCCGUACUCUCGAGAGUGCCCAGCAGCUCUGCAAGGGCAUCAAGAACGCAAACGCCAUCUCUCUGGACGUCAAUGACUCUGCUGCCCUUGACGCUGAGCUAGCCAAGGUCGAGCUGGUCAUCUCCCUCAUCCCAUACAUCCACCACGCUACCGUCAUCAAGGGAGCCAUUCGCACCAAGAAGAAUGUCGUCACUACCUCCUAUGUCUCACCAGCCAUGAUGGAGCUGCAGGAAGACGCAAAGAAGGCUGGAAUCACAGUCAUGAACGAGAUCGGUCUUGACCCAGUUCACGAAGCCGGUGGCAAGGUCACAUCUUUCCUGUCCUACUGUGGUGGUCUCCCAGCUCCAGAGUCCUCUGACAACCCACUGGGCUACAAAUUCUCCUGGUCCAGCCGAGGCAUGCUUCUCGCCCUCCGCAAUGACGCCAAAUACUAUGAGAACGGCAAGAUCGUCUCCAUCCCCGGCCCGGAGCUUAUGGACUCUGCAAAGCCAUACUUCAUCUACCCAGGCUUCGCCUUCGUCGCCUACGCCAACCGUGACUCGACACCUUACAAGGAACGCUAUGAGAUGCCAGAGGCUCAGACCGUGGUCCGCGGCACCCUCCGCUUCCAGGGCUUCCCACAGAUGAUCCGCACCCUCGUCGAUCUAGGUUUCCUCAAGGAAGACGAGAAGGAGUUCAUGAAGACGCCUAUCCCAUGGAAGGAAGCCAUGAAGCAGCUUCUCGGAGCCACCUCUUCGGAAGAGAAGGAUCUCCAGUGGGCCAUCUCCUCCAAGACCAAGUUCGCUGAUAACGAAGAGAAGGAUCGUAUCAUGGCUGCUCUUCGAUGGAUGGGCUUGUUCUCCGAUGAGAAGAUUACGCCUCGUAAUAACCCGCUCGAUACCCUUUGUGCUACCCUUGAGCAGAAGAUGCAGUACGGACCUGGUGAGAGAGACAUGGUCAUGCUGCAGCACAGAUUCGAGAUUGAGAACAAGGACAGUAGCAAGGAGACCCGUACCAGCACCUUGUGUGACUAUGGCGAUCCAAACGGCUACUCUGCCAUGGCCAAGCUGGUGGGCAUCCCAUGUGCCGUUGCUGUCAGGCAGGUCCUUGAUGGCACUCUCAGCGAGAAGGGUAUCCUUGCUCCCAUGAACAUGAAGAUCUGUGGCCCCCUGAUCAAGGCGUUGAAGGAGGAGUACGGAAUUGAGAUGAUCGAGAAGACUCUCUAA